UCAUUAUGGGGCGCAUGAAGACACAGUUAAGGUCACUGGAAAGGGAAAAGGCUGGAAAGAGGCUUUUUCGGAAGCAAACCCCCGCCCCCUGCCGUCUUUUCUGACUUUCAGUCUCAGCUACGCUUGGGAGAGCCGGCCGGCGCUAUUAAUGUGUGUGCUCCAAGAUGGAGGAGGUUUUGUGAUGUUCCCCAGCUCUCAGAAGUGAUCCUUUUUCCGUCCGUGUCAGAUCAUUCCUCAGACACAGGGGCGGAGGCCUUUUCUAAAUCCUUCUGCCUGUGGGGGAAAUAAAGAACAACUUUAGGAUUUGGAUAUUAGUUUUUUUGUGUGUUUUUCGCCACAGCCAUGAGCUCGGGGGAAGGGGCCGAGGAGGCGGCUAAGGACGCGGCCGAUAUAGCGACGUUCUUCAAAUCUGAUUGUUCGUUUUCAAAAUGUGAGCCCAAAGCCGAUGUCUCCAAUCAAAUAACAGGAUUUCGUAGGAAUGAAGAGAUGAAGGCAAUGGAAGUUUUGCCCAUUCUAAAGGAAAAAGUGGCCUUCUUGUCAGGGGGCAGGGACAAGCGCGGCGGUCCAGUUUUAACAUUCCCAUCACGAACCAACCAUGACCGAAUACGACACGAGGAUCUCCGCAGACUCAUCGCCUACCUCGCCGGCAUCCCUAGCGAGGACGUGUGCAAACAUGGCUGA
Molecule: messenger RNA, 681 nt
Organism: Sinocyclocheilus anshuiensis
Lineage: Eukaryota; Metazoa; Chordata; Actinopteri; Cypriniformes; Cyprinidae
Product: triple functional domain protein-like
Exons: 5
Coding region: 343-681 (112 amino acids)
Biological process (GO): axon guidance
Cellular component (GO): extrinsic component of membrane; cytoplasm
Molecular function (GO): guanyl-nucleotide exchange factor activity
Source: RefSeq, a predicted model, not a curated record